Molecule: messenger RNA, 4500 nt
Organism: Lasiodiplodia theobromae
Lineage: Eukaryota; Fungi; Ascomycota; Dothideomycetes; Botryosphaeriales; Botryosphaeriaceae
Product: Neutral amino acid permease protein
Exons: 3
Coding region: 1-4500 (1499 amino acids)
Source: RefSeq, a predicted model, not a curated record
AUGUCGGAGCCCAUCAAACUUCAAGAGACCUGGGACGAAGCUGUGAAGAUCUUUGAGGACAUUAUCGGUGAUGGUGUUGAUCCCGAACACCAAAAUGGCGAAUACAUCAAAGGAAAGAUUUUGGGCAAAUCGUCGAAAUUCUCUGAAAAGGGCAAAGCUGUAAAGACAGUCAACUGCGUUCUUGCCCUUUCUGCAAUUGCGGCGGAUGCCGCAGCACCGAUCUGUUCUCCUGGACCUAUUUGUCUUAAAGGGCUCGCCUUCUUGGUAGACACAGCCAUUACUUUCCGCCAGUUCUACAGGGUCCGUAGUAUCCGCGAUGUAGUAGAAGGCCUCAGUGUGCACCUGAAAGACGUCGAAGAUACCAUGAACGUCCACAAGUUAACGCCGGGAGGGAUCAGCCAAGAUCUCUUAGACACAUGUCUUCAGAUACUUCGUGCUUUUCUUGAUAUUUGCACUGCCUAUGCCAAUGUCAAGAAAGAUUCAAAGAAGUUCACAGGGACCAUCAAGAUGGUGGCAAAAGCAGGCAUCAAGUACGACCAAGGAAUUACCGAUAGCUUGAAAACAAUCGAGGGACUGGCUACGCGAGUGGGCAGGCUGAAGGAAAACGAUGUCUGGAAGGGAAACGUCGAGAACAUCAGCAGCCGAGUCCAAAGCAACAACAGAAACACAAUCAGCGAGGUCAUGUGCCGCCAUGAUAAGGAUAUCUGGAAGACCUGGACUACAGCAGCGCACAAUGAACACCGAGAGCGGUUUACACCCCAAGUAGGAGCGUGGAUCGAAACCGACGAGAAGCUUUUGACAUGGGCCAAGCUUGAAGAACGAAUCGCUACCCCAACCAUCAUCCUGGAAUCUCCGGAGGGCCAUGGCAAAAGUUUCAUUUGCUCGGAGAUCAUCGCGCAACUCGCAAGCAAGGAUAAACCUCUGUCUCCAAAAUCAAAGGUUUCCGUUGCAUACUUCUACUUCAAGCCAACUGGGACAUCGACUCAGAGCAAGUCUGAGAUGAAGAUAUCCCUUCAUGAGGCCCUCAUGGCAGUUGCUUGGCAGCUUUCGCAAGACGAUGUCUCGUACCAAGGAUUUCUUGCAGAUCUUUGUCGCAACCAGCAAAACCAUCCGACCUCUGCGAAGGACCUCUGGAGAAACUGGAUAGCUGACUACAAGCCUCAAAACGGCUCUUCGAAGUCCAUUUUCAUCAUCCUUGAUGGGAUAGACCAAAGCGCCUGGAAGACUGGAGGAGAUCGAGAGGCUCUUCAGGACAUUUUGCAUAAUAUCAACGCUUAUGCUGAUAAUGGUCUCAACAUCCGUCUUCUCCUAAGCUGUCAAGAAAGUUUUCACAGGAACCUUGGAGACCGUUGGAAGGAAGUGUCCGUACAAAUCGACCUUCGCAUUCAUCUUUCAAAAGAUGUCUCUGCAUUCAUCGAACAGAAGAUGGACUACGUAUGCAGGCACUUUGAUGAAACAGAUGCCAAAGCCUGGCGAGAGAAGCACGAGUCGAACCUACGAAGCCUCCGGAAUUGUAAAUUGGCGUCACUCAAUACUGUGUUCGAAGCAAUUGGGGAAGAAAGUGACUCAAAUAAAGUCAGCCGCAUCAUCGGCGAAGCGCUGUCGAACCUACGGAACUAUCAGCUCGGCAUCAAAAAGCAAGUACGGAAGCUGAACCAGAAUCUCGACCCAGCAGAAAUCGAAGACCUCAACGAGAUGAUUGCUUGUAUAGUUCUGAUGGAACAAUGGCCGACCUUGACCCAGAUUCAAGAUAUCCUGCAGCUUCGUGCAGGGAAUGAAGUCAAGAAGUCAACAGAAACGUUGGAAAACCAGAUCAAAAGUUACGGACGGUUGCUGGAAGUAUCUGAUGGCGUUGUGUCGUCAGCGGACACCAUGCAUUACUUUCAAGAGCACGAUACCAAGCGAAAUCCGGAGCUACCAGAAGAUUUCGAUUCGGCACUCGAACUGGACAACUCAUUCAGACGGUUGUUCAGAUCGCCCCGUGAUCAGCAGAAAGACGUCAUCGGCAAUACCGAGUCCAAGAGGUCUACUCAGGAACCCACUGAAAGACCUACUCAGAGAGCCAAUCAAGAGCCCAAUCAGGAACAGCAGAUGGUUGGAAACAGCAAUCGUGUGAAAGUUGAUGAAAAAGAAGUUGCGAUUGUCGAAAGGCUUCUGCUUGCUACAUGUGGUGAGGAUCUGUACAAAAGGUUCGGAUUCGACAGCUUCUUUGAUCACUUACGAAACGAGACGGCGGAUAGCGUGCAACCAACGGCACAUGUGCAAAAUAACAUUGCACCAAAGACACUUCCAUCAACCUCAAAGAUUCAGUUCGAAACCCACGACGGCCAUUUGAGGAUCAUCUCGUUCUUACUCAAAUCCAUUUGUCUGCCGGAUGCGAAGAAGUUAUACAAAUCUCUCCACAACUAUGCUUCAACAUACUUAUUUGAGCACAUCAAAGAGCUUGAUAUCAGCGAAAUGGAAGAACUGCAAGAGAGAGUGGAAAAGGUCAGCAGGAACCUCCUUUCGUUCUUCAAGAACAAGAAAUGUGUGAAGAUUUGGCUGGAGCCAGACAUGAUCGAAGAUAUCAAGUUCUUCGAUUGGGCAGAAACUGCCAUGGAGAGAACUACGGAAUGGUUCCAGACUCUUGACUCUAAGGGUUACUUGUACGCAUGUCUUGGAGAGUAUACCGAGCCUCCUACUCGAGAAGAAUUGUUGUCACAACCAAUCGAGCUAUUGGCCAACCAAUGGCUGCAGAAGGAAGAGUGGGAUGUUGAAUUCGUCUUUGACCGCUUACUCGCAUGUUACAAACUGUCCGGAAAGCUCACAAAGUCAAAAGGCCCAAGCGAUGCUCGGGACGAAUCCUAUGUUGAAAGCUCAGAUAGCGACAGCUCCAGUGACGACAGCAGCAGCGUGACAUCAGACGAUUCGGCUAUCGCGCCUGACCUCAUCUAUCGGGUCGAGGGUCUAGCGCGAAACGAGCUCAAACUCGAGGAGGGCAAUGAGGUUGUUGAUCGAACCCACAACAGAGUGAUCGAAACCCUCUUGUACUACGAACAUUAUUCCGAAGUGAUAGAAAGGAGCAAGGAAAUCAGAGAAAACCAGAAACAAAACUGGUUAGUCAAUUGGUACCUUGCACAAGCACUGGACGAACAAGACAAACAUUCAGAGGCACUUGAUGCUCUGAAUGCCAUUGAAGAUCAGGUUCUUCAAGACGACUUUCGGAAAAAUAACAAGGAUCUUUGGGAGCGCAUUAUUCAAAGUCGAUGGGAUUCUUCCAAGUGGGAGGGGAAAUCCUACUCAGAGGCAGAGGAUGCAUGCGAAACCCUUCUGGAAAAGUUUCCAGAUCACUACCCAACAAUUGAGGCGCUACUGAGAUUCAUGGAGCAGUUCGAUGAGUCAUCGAAAAGAGAGAAGUUCUUGCUGGGCCUGUCCAAGAAGGCUCUGCCGAAUGAGGCCAAGUUCAACGUUUUGGCUGGCCUUUUGCACUACAAAUGGAGAUCUGCCGACUUUCAUCGGAUGUUAUUUCUAUCCCUCGAAGACAAGCCUGAUAGUUUGAAAGAUGCGUACAAAGACGCAAGCAACAGAGCGGAGCCCGGAUCAUCAACUCAUCUCACACUGCAGUACUACUACGGUGUGGCUCUUUCCCACCAGAAGCCGUCGAAGAGAGACUCGAAGCUAGCAAGGAAGCUGGGCUCUCGACUACCCAGUUUCCUCCGAAAGUUCCGACGACGAGAGAUCCCGAUAGCCAACAAAGCCUUGAGCGUUUGGGAAGAGUGUCUUCGCUCUAUCUUGGUGGAUGAACCCACACCUAAGCAUGAUUACGAAAAAACUGAGAUCCUGGACAAGAUAGCCGAAGAGCUUGUCUCAAGCUACACCAAAUUGGCCAACAAGCACUCUGCCAGAUCAGACCCUGAGACGAUCCAGGAGUAUAUCGACAAAACCAAACGACUCAAGGCAUGGAAAGAUCGUUCACUCGGAAAUGACAAUCACUUUCUGACGCUCGCACUGGCUCGUUUGCAUCAUCUUCAUGACCAGGUGCCUGAGGCUCAACAAUGCCUCAAAAACUACGUUGCUUCUGGCGUACAAUUGCUCUCAGACCCUACCCCUCGCAAUGACUGGCAGGGGUGCCUGAGACUCAUUGAGGCAUCAAAAGCUGUGGAUGAUGACGUCAAUGCACUAGCAGCUUGCUCUCUCUUAUUCUCUCAGAGCAAAGAGUACAUGUGGUCGAUGAUGAGAUGCGAUGGCGGCUGUGGCGCCACGUGGCCUCAUGGAUUUGCGGAUUGGAUGUAUAUGUGCAAAGACUGUGCAGACGUACAGCUGGACGAUACAUGCUACAAGCGAAUCGGUGACAUUAUCAGGGAAAAGCAGGUUUGUGACAAAGACCACAGAUUCCUCGAGGUGCCGACUGGAGCCUCGAUGGAGGAAAACAAAGUGAAAGAAGGUAAUGUAUUCCUGGAAGGCCAGGAAGUGUCACAGAAAGAGUGGCUGGAUAAGGUUCGAGAGAAAUACGGGAUUUAG